UUCUAUGGAAGAGAACUUCAUAUCCCAUGAUUCCUUCUUCCGCAGCCGAUCAGCCCAUUAUGUGGACUAGGAAGAAACACCUCUGUCUUGGGUCUGCUAGGCAGCUAGCUGCAGGAACCGUGACAAGCGAGUUGUGGAACAAAACGACCAAAUGUAGACUUCUCCGGAAAUGUAAGGUGUGUGUCCCUGCCAUAAGUAGCAGUGAUGGACGGAGAAGCCCAAAGGGCGACUGCGUCAUGGGAGAAUGGGACUCUAGCUCCUGUGGACCGCCUUCGCACUGAGAGGGCGGACAGCCCCACACCAGGUCUGGUGGAAGGAACUGAACCAGGUGCUGGUCAGAAGAGUGCUAUGUUCGUCCACACGCAGUCUUUCGAAGAUCUUACUGCAGAGGCUGAGGAAGAAGCUCGGAGGGAUGUUGACCUGGACAGAACAGAAGUAGAGUGUGCAGAGGAGCUCAAGGUGCUGGUGGGGGAGAAAACCAUAGAGGACAACAUUUCAUCGGAGAGCAGGUCUAAGGAGGAGGAUGUGUCCAGUGAGGCAUGGAGGAGCCACAGAAAACACGUGUUUGUGCUGAGCGAGGCUGGAAAGCCAAUCUACACCCGCUACGGCACAGAGGAGGCUCUGUCCAGCACCAUGGGGGUGAUGAUGGCCCUCGUAUCCUUCGUAGAAGCAGAGAAGAACAUCAUCCGCUCCAUCCAUGCAGAUGGCUGUAAAGUGGUUUUCCUCACCAAGAGCCCUCUGGUCCUGGUGGGUGUGUCUCGGACCUGUCAAUCAGACAAGGAGCUACUGCGGGAGUUGCAGUACAUCUACUACCAGAUUGUCAGCCUGCUUACCCUCACUCAGCUCAACCACAUCUUCCAGCACAAGCAGAACUACGACCUGCGCCGCCUGCUGGCCGGCUCCGAGUAUCUCACCGACAACCUGCUGCAUCGGCUGGACCGAGACCCCGGCCUGCUGCUCAGCGCCGUCACCUGCCUGCCUCUGGCCAGCUCUGCCAGGGAUGUGGUCUCAUCAAGCCUGCAGGCCGCAAAAGCCAAAAACCUGGUGUUCUCCAUCCUCCUGGCGGGGGACCGGCUGGUUACCCUGGUGAGAAAAAAGGAUCAGUUCCUGCACCACAUAGACUUGCAUCUGGUCUUCAACCUCGUCGGCUCCUCCUCGUCCUUCAGAGAGGGUGAAGGAUGGACGCCGAUCUGCCUGCCAAAGUUUAACACUGCAGGAUUUUUUCACGCUCACAUUUCUUACCUGCAGCCUGCGUCCGAGCUCUGCCUCAUCCUGGUCUCAACAGACAGAGAGGACUUUUUUAACAUGUCCGACUGCAAGCAACGGUUUCUGGAGAGGCUGAGUAAGCGCAGUGCCUACCAGGCUCUGAAGGAGGCACUUAAAUGUCCUAGUUAUUCAGUGGAGCAGGUCGGCAUCCCAGAGCUCAGGCACUUCCUGUACAAAUCUAAGAGCUCGGGGCUGUACACUAGUCCAGAGUUUCCUGUGGUGUACCAGUCUGAUGAAGAGCAGGAAAGGCUGAUGGGUUUGUAUCAAGACCUUCACAGCUGCUUGCACCAUCCAACCAGACCUCUCCGUUCCUUCUACCGCUGUAGUGAAACUGAAAACCUGCUGGCGUGGGUGACAAGUGGCUUCGAGCUCUACCUCUGCUUCAGUCCGCUGGGGACCAAGGCCUUGGCGGUCUCUGCUGUCAACAAACUGCUGAAGUGGAUCAGGAAAGAGGAGGAUCGCCUCUUCAUCCUGAGUCCCCUCACAUACUGAGCCCUCGCUUCCGGCUGACCUCCUGGAACAAAAAGUGUCACCCCGAAUGCUGACCGGCCUGGUGCUAACAACUGCAGUGGGAUGAAGUGUCCACAUACUGUUUGAUUGCAUUUCUUGCUUCUGGAUCCCUCUGAUUGAAUUCACUGAUUUGAAGUAGGUAGGUAAACUGAAGCUGUAUUUUAGCUGACUAUUUUUUAAAAAUAUUUUGAUUUGGAUAACACCAACAGGUGGGAGUAGAAUCAGCACCUUCAAUAACAAAAAAACUUUGUCGGACCUGUUAUGCCUCCCAGAAUAAGAAAAAUGCUGUCUGUUUUUUUUUUUUUAAAGCUAUCAACUCUUUAAAAAAAAAAAUCUUAAAAAUCAGAAAUAAAAUUUGAAUUUUAAAAUUUUUCCAAGACUUGCAGUAUAAUGUGUUAUUGUAAGACACACUGUCAGAAGGCAGUUAACACCAUUCCUGUUGUGUUUUCACUUUACAUGAUGACCAAUAACUGUAAGAACCAUUGUCAUUAUAUCUCUAUGCACUUUCUUUAUGCAAAAGGCACUCUAAGAAAUGUGUUCAUGAAUCUGUAACAUGUUUACUGCUGUCAGUAUUUGUGUUAACAUGUGUUGUUAAUGUCAGUGUAAUUUAAAUCUAUCAAUCUCCCGCCGUUCAUUAACAUUUCCCUUAGGUAGUCCUUUUACCAUAAUAUGCAAAUUAAUACCAAGAAAAGUGUUCCGUGAUUUGUUUUUUCUGCUCGUCAUUAAAUGUCAUUGUAUAUCAUGGGCCGAAUCAUGCCUUAACUAACGGUCAUUGUGCAAAGCCAAUAGAAGAUUGUAACAGUGCAGAUUUAUUGUUGCAGCACAAAUCAAAAAAUUAUUAUAUAUAAAUAAAUAAAUGAUUAGUAACAAAACAAACUGCUGUUCAGAUCCUUUGUCAUGCCUCAUUCACACAUUAGCUGGAGUCUGCAUGUGGCUAGUUUGCAUGUAGUUGUAAAAU
Molecule: messenger RNA, 2734 nt
Organism: Toxotes jaculatrix (banded archerfish)
Lineage: Eukaryota; Metazoa; Chordata; Actinopteri; Toxotidae
Gene: mon1a
Product: MON1 secretory trafficking family member A
Exons: 6
Coding region: 205-1758 (517 amino acids)
Biological process (GO): protein targeting to vacuole; vesicle-mediated transport
Source: RefSeq, a predicted model, not a curated record